AUGAACAAUUUAGACGAACGUGAUUGUAUCCUCAAUGAAGAUUUAGAGAAGUUAUAAAAAGCAAUAAAUUCUUUAAGCAAAAAGGAAUACAAUCAAAAGUAAGAUGCAAUUAAGAACUGUGAAGCUCAAGUUAAAAAAAUUUCGGUGUACAUUGAAAGUUAUGAAAUUGAGAUUGAAAAUCUAGAUAAGGCCUAAAUCACUAUGUAUUGUAAUGUUCUACUCUAGGUACAAUGACAAAUUAGGAUCAAUCAAAUAAAGAUUUUUGCGAUUGAAAUCUGAAUUAAAGUUUACAAAAAAUGAAGCUUAGAAAUAGGAAAAUCUAUUUAAAGGAAGGUCAGAUUAAUAACCUUAAAGUUUGGAGUUUAUGAAAACAUAAUAGGUUAUUGAAAUGGGAGAUUAAUUGUAGAAAGAUGGUAUUUUAUAGAAUCAAUAAUAUUUAGCAUAAAAAAUAAUAACAGAUACUAAUCUAAUAGUUUAAUUGGGUAAUGAUUUGGCAGAUUAAACAAAAAUAAGUUUGGAUUAACAAAUAGCCUAAUUGGAUAGCAUGUAUGACAAAGUAUAGGAAACUUAAUCUGUUUUGAAAAGAUCAGCUGAUAAAAUAAAAUAUUUUGCAAAGUUUCUUUUUAACAUUUAUGAAUAGAUAAGUUUAUACUGACAAAUUUUUAAUAUGUUUGAUCGCUCUCAUUUUUAUAGCCAUCAUAGUUUUAAUUGUAUUAUCAGCAUUAGGAUUGGAUGAGGGAAAAUUCAUUACUCCAGAUUAAAUUAAAGGGUCUUUGGCAUCAAAUAGUUCUAGUAGCAUGAAUACAAGCACAACAUCUGCAUCUAAAUGAUAUAUG
Molecule: messenger RNA, 836 nt
Organism: Paramecium octaurelia
Lineage: Eukaryota; Ciliophora; Oligohymenophorea; Peniculida; Parameciidae
Source: the annotation of a GenBank genome assembly